Penicillium argentinense is the source of this 1686-nucleotide messenger RNA. RefSeq names its product putative MFS transporter. NCBI's taxonomy places the organism in Eukaryota, Fungi, Ascomycota, Eurotiomycetes, Eurotiales, Aspergillaceae. Gene Ontology annotation, biological process: transmembrane transport. The transcript is spliced from 2 exons. The record is from RefSeq and is a predicted model, not a curated record. Gene Ontology annotation, molecular function: transmembrane transporter activity. Bases 1 to 1686 code for a protein of 561 amino acids.
AUGGCAUUAUCCCCGGCAUUAUUUACUGCCUCACGGGUACAGACCCUGACAUAUCUGUUGGGUGUCUGCCCGUUUUCCAUCGCGUUCCUGGUCUUCAUCAACUCAUCCGUCUCCUUCGUUGUCACUGACCUCAUCGGGCUCCAUGACGGUGAAGGUGAUGCUGUCGGGACCCUGGGCUUCGCCGAUGAGCUCCUUGCUCUGGCUGCUUGCCCCUUGUGGGGUGUUCUUUCCGAUCGGAUUGGUGUGCGCCAUGUAUGCACUGUGGGCUACGCGGUCAUUGCUGUUGCUUUAGUACUAUUCGUGCAAGCCAAGAACGUUUACCCGCAGCUUCUUCUCGGAAGAUUGCUUUUCAGCAUCGGUGGCUCGGCAGUUUCGACGAUGGUGACUGCUGUUCUGCCAACGGUAACGGGUAAGAUGGCAAAUGCCUCUUCCUACCGAGCAUCUGUCUCAUCGGAGUUGACCAUCACGCCCGAGCGACUAAACGGUUUUCGAUCUAGCCGUGACGGCUCUGGAGCCCCCGGUACCUCGCCUUCUGCACGACUUUCUGGGUUUGUUGGGCUAUCCGCUGGAUGCGGCGCUCUCAUUUCGCUCGGGGCUUUUUUGCCUCUCCCAGCCCGAUUCGAGAAGCUGGGUCUUUCACCGAUUGAGGCACUUCAGCGUAGCUAUUACCUCGUAGCUACUGUGGCCGUUCUCAUCAGUAUAUUCAGCUUCAUCGGCCUUCGCAAUCUCCCUGGUGAGGAAGACAAGGGAUGGAGUGCCCUAUGGACUUGCCAGUCCUCGCAAGACGUCGAUGAUGAAGAUGACGAUCUUGCAGGACCAUCAAGGCUGCCCUACUGGAAGCAGCUGACGACUGCCAUGUUGCUGGGAUUCCGAAACCGCAGCAUUGGAUUGGGCUAUGUAGGUGGGUUUGUCGCUCGCGCCUCCUCAGUUGGGAUUUCAUUAUUCAUUCCCUUGGCGGUCAACCACUACUAUCGUGCAUCGGGAAUUUGCGACGAGCCACAUGAGCCCACCCCUGGCUCGGGACUGGGGGAUAUCAAGAAGGCCUGCCCGAAAGCAUAUAUCCUCGCCUCUAUUCUAACUGGCGUAUCACAAUUGGUGGCCCUUAUUGCUGCCCCAGCCUUCGGGUUCUUGACUGACAAGUCUCGACGAUACAAUUCACCACUCCUAGUAGCGGCUCUUGUGGGAGUAGUCGGAUAUCUUGCCUUCGGCCUCCUUCCAAACCCUCAAUACAAAGCGCCUGAUGGCAGUGGUGGGGUCUUCGCGAUAAUGGCACUCAUAGGAAUCAGCCAGAUCGGCGCGAUCGUCUGCAGUUUGGCUGUGCUCAGUAACGGAAUUCUGAGCGUUAGCAUCGAUGACGAGACUUUACAAAAAAUCUACGAAGAGCAGAAUGGGGAGCAGGGCGAGGGGAGUGGGGGUUCGGCUGAGAACCAGCCCCUGCUUGCAGGCUCCAUAAACCGGCGGCUCCAGCACCUGUCACAUCUGAAAGGGUCUAUUGCCGGGGUAUAUUCGCUGUACGGUGGGGCUGGAAUCCUUCUGCUUACAAAAGUGGGUGGGUUGCUCUUUGACAAGUUGUCGUCGGGAACGCCAUUCUACAUCAUGGCUUUGUUUAAUGGGAUCUUGCUGGUAAUAGGGAUUGUGUGCGGUAUUAUGAAUCAUGUCGCACCAGCUUUGGCAGUGGCUAUUUGA